GUGUACACCUUCUCCUUCCUCGUAUACAGUCUCUAAAAAAAGAAAAAAUCACAGUUUGAGAAGAAAAAAAAACGAAAAUGGAGAAACGAACUUUCCUCUCCCUCCUCUUGCAUUUCGUCGUCUUCAUCGCUUGUACCUAUCCGUCUUCCUCUAUCCUCUUGAACGAUCGGAGCUUCGAGAUAUCGAACUUGCCUUCAUCGCGCGCGGAGAAGCUGAUCCGCGAGCUUAACCUUUUCCCGAAGCUCGACGUGAACGUGAUCGAUGUCGGUGAUUCGCCUCUCGCUUCCUCGGAGGAGGUGCCUUCGAUUGUCGAACGGAGCUUCAGAUUCCCGAAUAUUGUAUCCCAUAGCGACGACGGCGCUUCCGUCGAGGAUUUAGGUCAUCGUGCUGGCUAUUACAAGCUUCCGAAAUCUCAAGGCGCAAGGAUGUUCUACUUCUUCUUUGAGUCGCGCAAGAAGAAGAAGGAUGCUCCUGUUGUGAUUUGGUUGACCGGAGGGCCUGGAUGUAGCAGUGAACUGGCUAUGUUCUAUGAGAACGGCCCUUUCAAGAUCGAUAAGAACAUGUCUCUUGUUUGGAAUGAGUAUGGAUGGGAUCAGGUUUCCAAUCUCCUGUAUGUUGACCAGCCUGUUGGAACUGGCUUCAGCUACACCACAGACAAAAGUGACAUCCGUCAUGACGAAAAGGGUGUUAGCGAUGAUCUGUAUGAUUUUCUGCAGGCUUUCUUUGCGGAGCACCCUAAGCUGACAGACAACGACUUUUACAUAACUGGAGAGUCAUAUGCUGGGCAUUACAUUCCGGCUUUUGCUGCCCGAGUCCAUAAAGGAAACAAGGCUAAGGAGGGGCUUCAUAUUAACCUUAAGGGAUUCGCCAUUGGAAAUGGGCUUACAAAUCCUGCACUCCAGUACCCAGCUUAUCCUGACUAUGCUUUGGAAAUGGGUUUAAUUACGCAAUCAGAGCAUGAUCGUUUAAAAAAGAUUGUCCCACUCUGUGAACUAUCAAUUAAGCUUUGCGGAACUGAUGGAACAGUUUCUUGCUUGGCAUCAUAUCUUGUUUGCAACACGUUGUUCAGUGGUGUAAUAAAUCAUGCUGGUGGAGUAAAUUAUUACGACAUCAGGAAGAAGUGCGAGGGGAGUUUGUGCUAUGACUUCUCAGACAUGGAGAAAUUCUUGAAUCUGCAAUCCGUGAGAAAGUCGCUUGGUGUUGGGGACAUAGAGUUUGUCUCGUGUAGUACUAGUGUCUAUCAGGCAAUGCUACAGGAUUGGAUGAGGAAUCUCGAGGUUGGUAUUCCCACCCUCUUGGAAGAUGGAAUCAACCUUCUUGUGUAUGCUGGAGAGUAUGAUCUCAUCUGCAACUGGCUCGGUAACUCGAGGUGGGUGAAUGCAAUGGAGUGGUCAGGACAAGAGAACUUUAAGGCGACUAAUGAAGUUCCCUUUGUGGUUGAUGGUAAAGAAGCAGGGAAGUUAAAGAGUUAUGGACAACUUAGUUUCCUCAAGGUGCACGAUGCGGGACACAUGGUUCCAAUGGACCAGCCAGAAGCUGCGUUGAAAAUGUUGAAGAGAUGGAUGGAGAAUUCGCUUAGUGGAGGAGAUGAUGAUGAUGUGGCGACUACUAUUACAGAAGGAGAUGAUCUGGUUGCUCAGAUGUGAUCUCAUCUUCUUUCCAAUUGCAGGAAAACAUAAAUAGCAGCAAACAUUGUGGACUGUGUUGUGUACACGCUUGAAAGUUUACUUCUUUAAUUUGAUCUCAAAAGAUAAUUAUA
Messenger RNA from Brassica napus (rape), 1759 nucleotides. RefSeq names its product serine carboxypeptidase-like 49. The record is from RefSeq and is a predicted model, not a curated record. Gene Ontology annotation, molecular function: serine-type carboxypeptidase activity. Lineage: Eukaryota; Viridiplantae; Streptophyta; Magnoliopsida; Brassicales; Brassicaceae. The transcript has 9 exons. Gene Ontology annotation, cellular component: vacuole. Gene Ontology annotation, biological process: proteolysis. The coding region runs from base 78 to 1646 and encodes 522 amino acids.